Molecule: messenger RNA, 2531 nt
Organism: Drosophila subobscura
Lineage: Eukaryota; Metazoa; Arthropoda; Insecta; Diptera; Drosophilidae
Gene: Elp2
Product: probable elongator complex protein 2
Exons: 5
Coding region: 77-2473 (798 amino acids)
Biological process (GO): tRNA wobble uridine modification
Cellular component (GO): elongator holoenzyme complex
Molecular function (GO): protein binding
Source: RefSeq, a predicted model, not a curated record
AACCAUAACAAAAAGCCGACUGGAAACUGAUUCGCGAAUGUUUUUGUCUAAUAAAAAACGUUUUAAGUAACACAGAAUGCAAGUGGAGAAUCUCUACACUUCAGUGGCCUGCAAUCGCUGCACAGAAUGUGCCGAUUGGGGCUCAAAUGGGCUAAUUGCCUUUGGGGCCUGCAAUGCCGUGGCCAUAGCGGAUCCCAAGUUUAAUGGGAAUUCGGCCAAGAUUCUGCACACUCUGGUGGAGCACACAAAGCGGGUGAACACUGUAAAGUGGCUAGACAAUGAUCAACUUUUGUCCGGGGCCGACGAUGCCAACGCCGUGCUCUGGCGAUUGGACAACUCUGGGGCCAUAAAGCGUACUGUGCUCAAGGGACACACGAGUGGAGUGAACGCCGUAGAUGGCGUGCGCCUGCCGGAUGGCUCUUGGCUUCUAGCCACUGCCGCUGCGGACAACACACUGAAGCUGUGGAUCCACAAGGAAAACGAUGUGGAAUGCUUUCAGACAAUUCAAUUGGCUGGUGGCUUCUGCUUCUCCCUGCGCCUCACGCUGCUGCCCAACGAUCAUGUGUUGCUGGCCUUCAGCGGUGACGAUGAAACCGUCUCACUGUGGACAGAGCAUAUCCCUGCUGGCGGCAGUCAGGGUCAGGAACUGGGACGGGCACAAUUUGAAUGCGUUCACAAGCUGAUUGGCCACGAGGAUUGGGUGCGUGGACUGGACUUUGUCUACGAUGGAGAGGAUCUGCUGCUGGCCAGCGGCUCGCAAGAUAACUUCAUCCGACUCUGGCGGAUUGCCCCACGCAGCGAGGCGCAAAUGCUGGAGAACCGGGUGGAUCCGUUUCAGCUGACGGAGAGCGAUGGCGAGCUCAAAGUGGAGGAGAAGAUUCUGCAGUUGGGCGCGAACUCCUGGUAUGCCGUGAGUCUAGAAUCGGUUCUGUACGGGCACGAAGGCUGGGUCUACGGCGUUCACUGGCACAUCACAGAAGAGCAGGAGAUACGUCUGCUGUCUGCCUCGCUGGAUAAGACGCUCAUUGUGUGGGCCCCAACGGAGCAGGGAGUGUGGCUGGAGCAGGUUCGCGUGGGCGAGGUGGGAGGCAACUCGAUGGGUUUCUUUGGUGGCAAAUUCUCAACCGAUGGACGCUCCAUCAUGGCCCACAGCUAUCAGGGAGGUUUCCACAUAUGGAACCAGAACCCAGAUCAGCCCCAUCUGUGGACCUCCAAUGUGGUCGUUGGCGGGCAUUAUGGCGAAGUGCGCGAUCUGGCCUGGGAGCAUGAUGGAGCUUAUUUGAUGACUGUCUCAUCGGAUCAGACGACACGUCUUCAUGCCCCUUGGCUGCAGGAAAGCGGCAACUGCACGUGGCACGAGCUGGCCCGACCCCAGGUCCACGGCUACGAUAUGCAGGCCCUGGCUCUGCUCUCACGCUAUAAGUUUGCCAGCGGCGCAGAGGAGAAGAUUGUGCGCACAUUCCAGGCACCUGCGAACUUCAUCGAGAACUUUCGUCACAUCAGUGGCGUGAAGGCGGAUGAGCAAGGAGACGCUCUUUUGGAUUCUUUGCCCAAAGGUGCCUCCGUGCCGUCACUGGGACUCUCCAACAAGGCUGUCUAUAAGGUAGAACCAGACAGUGGCGAGGCGGCCAAGGCUAAGAACGAGUAUCCAGACAACUACUUUGUGCCCAUCACAUUGGAAACGCCGCCGCAGGAGGAGACUCUCAUGCAGAACACGCUGUGGCCCGAGCUGCAGAAGCUCUACGGGCAUGGCUAUGAGAUCUUUGCGCUGGCCGCCUCUGCAGAUGGCUCCCUCCUGGCAUCCACCUGUCGAGCGAGCACCGCGGAGCAUGCUCAGAUUAUUCUGUGGAAUCCUUCAAACUGGAAGCAGCUGCAGAAGCUUGGUGGACACCAGUUGACGGUUACGCAGCUCAGCUUCUCCCCCGAUGCACAAUAUUUGGUGUCCGUGUCGCGUGAUCGCCGCUGGUCGCUGUUCGAGAGGCAGGAGUCGGCCGUUGGCUACCAUCUGGUGGCCACCACAGACAAAACGAACGGAGUUCACACGCGCAUCAUUUGGGCUUGUGAUUGGUCGCAUGAUGGGCGGUACUUUGUGACCAGCUCUCGGGACGGAAAGGUGGUGGCAUGGCAGAAGGGAGCUCAAGCACAGACUGAGGCACAAUCCUCAUUGAAUGGCUGGCAGGCGGCGGGCAUUCUGGAGCUCAAGAACGAGUCCAUUACAGCGGUGGCCUUUGCCAGAGACUUCCUGAGUGGCACCACCGACACUUAUGUUCUUGCUUGCGGCACGGAAACCGGCCGGAUAAAGAUUUAUCAGUUCGCUGCGGGCGAGUGGAAGCUGCUCUGCGACAUAAACAAAGAUCGUGCCCAUCACUUGACCGUUCGCCGGCUGCAAUUCCGCCCUGGGCAACAGCAGCUGCAGCUGGCCAGCUGUGGCGACGAUCACUUGGUGCGCAUCUACAACAUAAAGGUGACGUGAAUUUAGCUACUACAUGCGAGUGUGUGUGUAAGCAUUAAACUCUCCUCUUGCUAUUACA